CUCACCGUGUCUUUCUCCUUCCCCUUUUUUCCCGUUUCUCCUUUGUCGACUUUGAUUUGGUCUCUCUUUUGUCGUUUUUGGGUAUAAUGAAGUUUUUAGUACCAUUGUUAGCCUUGUGUGCCGCUGUUUCGGCUCAACUGACGGCACCGACUCGGAAUUACAACGUGACAAGCCCUGUCAGUAACGGGCCGUAUGUGGUGGGUCAAAUUCUGCCAUGUACCUAUCGUUUGUUCUCUGAUGUCGAUAGCUCAGCGCUGGUGCUACAAAUUACUCUAGAACCUGUGAUUGUGGCUUCGUCUGCUUUAGCGAGCAGUGUGAAUGCGACCAACACGACGUUGACUAUUGCUGAAAAUGCCGAUGUGACCAAGACGGAAGCGUCGGUCAAACAUGAAGGCAAUCUGACCUAUUUUGAACAUUCCAUCAAUUACAACAUCCCUGCCAUGGUGAAACCAGGCAACUACAAAGUCAUUUUCAGCGAUAAAUCGACCAACACCAAAUUGCCGAUCCCUAUUGAAAUCCGUCCCGCUGCGGUGUCCACCACAAGCAACAUCAAGGCUUCAGCCACCGGAGUCACCGAUCGAUCGCAAUCCAGUGGAAGCAUAUUUGCCGAAGGUGCCGCCGCAAUGCUUAUGCCCGAAGCGACCAAAACAUUUGUCGCACUGGCUGCAGCAGCCGGCAUUGCAUGGAUGUUGUAGGAAGCUCACGAAACACAAACGAAGAGGGGAAUUUAGAUUAAGCUACAGUUUUAAGACAGAAAGAAAGGGAGACAGACACUCAAAAGACUCACUUAAACACACAAACGAUCGCAGGAACCAAAAAAAGAAAAAAAAUAACUCUAUUGUCUCCCUUUGACUCACAUUUAAUUGUCUUAUUUUUUGUUUUUCUCCUUGUUUACUUAUUUAUUCUUUUUGCUUGAUACCCGGUUUAAUAGAGAAGAAGAUACUCCGAUCAUUCUACAUUUUCUCUUAAGGUUCUAGUCGGGUCAUCAUGACAAUAUUGUGUUUUUAUAUAAAGUUACCAUGUCAAUGUUUGCCUCAUUGUUAACCCGCCUAUCGUCUGAAUAAUCACUUCUAAAGGAUUAAUGCAAUGGGUUGAAGCGGGUGGGCAACUCGGUUUACUAUUCUCCAUGAAGCG
Molecule: messenger RNA, 1134 nt
Organism: Radiomyces spectabilis
Lineage: Eukaryota; Fungi; Mucoromycota; Mucoromycetes; Mucorales; Radiomycetaceae
Exons: 2
Coding region: 87-695 (202 amino acids)
Source: RefSeq, a predicted model, not a curated record